UAGCUUGGUUUCGAGCCUUUAUUUUUAACUGGUUUUCCUCCCCGCACGGGCGGUGCCGAAUCUGCGGCGGCGAAAGCGCGGGGUGGCGAGCGGCGGCGGCGCGCGCGGGAGGUGCCAUGGCGGCGGGGGGCCUGGCGGGGCUCCUGCCCGCCCAGACCCAGCUCGAGUACGCCCUGCUCGACGCCGACACUGCCCAGGAGAAGGAAAACUUGGUCUACCAGUACUUGAAGAAGCUGGACAGCCGCGAGCGGGACCUGUCGGUGCCCGAGCUCGGCGCAGAUCUGCAGUGGUUAAACACUGAAGGUCCUAUUUCUCUUCACAAAGACCUUUGUGGAAAAGUUGUGGUGUUGGAUUUCUUUACUUACUGCUGCAUCAAUUGCUUGCACCUGCUGCCUGAUCUCCACGCACUGGAGCACCAGUACUCUGAUAAAGAUGGUCUUGUUAUUGUUGGUGUCCAUUCAGCGAAAUUCCCAAACGAAAAGGUUCUGGACAACAUCAAAAGUGCCAUUCUGAGAUAUAAUAUUGUCCACCCUGUAGUAAAUGAUGCAGAUGCCACAUUGUGGCAUGAACUUGAAGUGUCCUGCUGGCCAACGCUGGUCAUUCUUGGGCCUCGUGGAAACAUGCUGUUCUCACUUGUUGGAGAGGGACACAGAGAGAAGUUGUUUUUGUUUACUUCUAUAGCACUGAAGUUCUACAAGGAGAGAGGACAAAUCAAAGAUCACAAAAUUGGAAUAAAGCUAUACAGAGACUCUCUCCCACCUUCUCCUCUGCUGUUUCCUGGCAAGGUGACUGUAGAUGAUUCAGGAGAAAGGCUAGUAAUAGCAGACACUGGACAUCACAGAAUUCUGGUUACUCGAAGAAAUGGACAAAUUCUACACACUAUUGGAGGUCCAAACAGUGGGAGGAGAGAUGGAAGAUUUUCAGAGGCAGCUUUCAACUCACCGCAAGGGGUUGCUAUAAAAAAUAAUGUUAUUUAUGUAUCUGAUACAGAAAAUCACCUAAUUAGAAAGAUUGACCUGGAAUUAGAGAUGGUGACCACUGUAGCGGGCAUUGGGAUACAAGGUGUUGAUAAAGAAGGUGGAGCAAAAGGAGAAGAACAGCCUAUCAGCUCUCCAUGGGAUGUGGUCUUCGGAAACUCAAUUGCAGGGACCCAGGAAGAUGAUGUUUUAUGGAUAGCUAUGGCAGGCACUCAUCAGGUGUGGGCACUGAUGCUGGAAGGUGGAAAACUACCAAAGGGAAGUGAUUUAAAGAAAGGAGUCUGCCUUCGAUUUGCUGGGAGUGGAAAUGAAGAGAACAGAAACAACGCAUACCCACAUAAAGCAGGCUUUGCACAGCCUUCGGGUCUCUCUCUGGCUUCCGAGGAACCAUGGAACUGCCUUUUCGUAGCGGAUAGUGAGAGCAGCACCGUACGAACCAUCUCUCUGAAAGAUGGAGCAGUGAAGCACCUUGUAGGAGGAGAGAGAGAUCCAUUGAAUUUGUUUGCCUUCGGUGAUGUGGAUGGGGCAGGCAUAAAUGCAAAGCUGCAGCAUCCCUUAGGAGUAACAUGGGACAAAAAAAGAAAACUACUUUAUGUGGCAGAUUCCUAUAACCACAAGAUUAAGGUUGUAGAUCCCAAGAUGAAAAACUGUGCUACCCUGGCAGGCACAGGAGAAGCAAGCAAUGUUAUUGGUUCCAGCUUUACACAGUCAACUUUUAAUGAACCGGGAGGUUUGUGCGUUGAAGAAAACGGCCGCUUGAUGUAUGUUGCAGACACAAAUAAUCAUCAGAUUAAAGUGCUGGAUUUGGAAACAAGAAUUCUUUCCAUGUUGCCUGUCCUGAAUCCAGAAGCUUGCGAUGUUCCAGACAACCUGCCUGUGCAAAAGGAUAAAAUAACAAACCUUCCUAAACUGCCUAAAUCUGCACCAAAUGUUCAACUUCCUUCGAUAACUGUAGCUCCCGGCCAGACAAUUCAGUUUUUAUUAAAGCUGACUCUUCCUCCAGACUCAAAACUGAAUGAAGAAGCUCCCAAUUCCUGGUUUAUCACAGCAGAAGAUAAUACCUGGUUGAUUCAAGGGCAGUGUCCGUCUGGAGAAAUAAAGGAUGUUUCCAGUCAAACUAUCAUUCCCUUUCAGUUACCCAGAAGCUGUUUGUCAGCUGAAGCCAUCCUGGCCGUAAAAGCGUGCCUCUACUAUUGCAGCAAAGGUAGCAGUGCCUGUAUGAUGAAAGGAAUCUCAUUCAGUCAGCCUUUACAGAUAGUUACUACAAACCAAGGCAGCUUGACUCAAGUGGAACUGAUGCACUCGUUUUUAACCAACUAACCCAAAGCCAGCUAGUCUCAUGCUUUGUUUUACUAUCCACCAUUUCUGCAGGAGAAAUACCUUUCUCCAUUGUUCAUUUUCCUGGAGCUUAUGCCGAAGCUAAGAAAGAAUGCACUUGGAAAAAUGAAGUAUAGAUUUCUGUACAACUUUACGUGAAAAUUUAUCUUCACAACCUCAUUUCUUUUAAUUACAGUAGCAGCAAUAAUACUGUAAUACUCUGGACUCUUGCCAAUUGUGAGUAUAUUGGAUGUAUGCCUUUCUAAGCAAUGAGCAACAAUUUUUAGAGUCCUUUUGAAAGAGCUGGUGUUCCUUUGUGAUGUUACUGUAACAAGUCCUUUGCACUGUACACACUGUUAGAAUAGCUAGAGCAUUUUAGACUAACAGCUACAAAUUCCUUUUGUGCCCUUAUAAAUUUUAAUAGAAUGUCAAAAUGAACAGUUUCUUUCUCCAGGCUGGACAAGAAAUAUCUUGCUUAUUUUUCUGGCAUUUAUGACACAUGUAUUUUGAAAAUACAUCUUACACUAAGUGAAGUGCAGCUCUAAUUUUAUGCAAAGUGAGUGUUUUGCUUCACUAGAUAUGACUGCCUUACAUGAAGAGCAUAGUUUCAUGGAACGUUUUCUGUGAAAGGAAGCGUCCAAGUUCCUACAGAAGAAUUUCAUAUUGAUUUCUUAAAAAAGAAUGUGCCUCUCUCUGAUGUGUAGAUACAUAAAAAAACCAACACAAACCCAUGUUGGAGUUUUUCUGUUAUAUACCAAUAUACACUUUGUAGUAAGUGGCAGAUAAUAAUUGAAUAUCUAAACUGCAAAAAUUAAAUGUUAAUCAUUUCAAGCAGGGUGAAUCACUUGCCUUUCCUACUUUUAUGAUUUCUUUGUAAAGACUUGUCUGAAGACUUCUGUGUUUCAAAUACAUAAUAUUAAGAAUGGUAUGUUCUUGAAGUCUGAUUUAGUGUCUUUUGAAGUCACAGUUAGUCCCUUGAAUUGUAAUAGUGGCCACUGAACCAGACCUGUGUAUUUAAUAACGGACUAUUUGCGUUGAUGUUUAGAGGUUCUGGACUUUUGCUAGAAAUCUGGUAACUUAAUCUUUGAGUAAGGUGCUUUAAAUCUGUAUCACAAAACUCUGCCUUUGGUGGUUAAGUGUUUUACAAGUAAAAUUCUUUAAAUUUAAAAGUAAACUUAAGGAAUAUAGGAGGGGAUGUAAAUUUUUUACUUGAAAGGGAAGAGUUCUCACAGUGCUGAAGUGGUGACUGGAUCAAGCUCUGUGCUCUAGUCAUGAGGAUCAGGUCUGAGAAAGUGAUUUGUUUUCAAUUUCAGGAUAGUAUUUUCACAUAUAUUAGACAGUACAGUAGUGGAAGAAUUUUUAUAUAGUCUUUUCUAAAACAAUCGCCAUUGUUCCUGACACCUGUCAGUAAAACCCCAGAAUGGUUGUUGUUGCUCUUUCUUGAAGGCUGACUGAAAUGUUGGUCAUGAACCCUAGAGGCUUUUGUUUUAAGGGAACCAUGUGGAUUGGUGUGGUUUUUCCUUCCAUUGAAAUGCCAGUCUAUCUACAAGUUCUCUGCAGUACCAGAAAUGGUUAUUAUCUCACCUGUCAGCAAGGCAAGGGCUGAACUAUUCUUUCUCAUGCGUUUGUUUUUUGAGCAGCUUUUCUAAUUCAGCAUUUCAGCUCCUUUGGGCGAACCUCUCAAUUCUCACAUGGCAUUUUUGAAGGCGGAAGCUUUACUACUUUGUUCACAGAAUGCAAAUUCUAUUGGAAGGAUGAAGGUACAGGAACCGAGUUGGGCAUUUAUUGUUUUUUUUAUACUUUAGUACAAUUCACUCUAUCAGAAUUUUUUUGUUUGUUUAACUUUGUGUAGUGGCCAGGAAACCUUAAAUCAGCUUGCAGCUAGACCACAAAUUUUCUGUUGCUUGCUGAAAAAACAAGCAUUAGUUCCAGAAGCUCAGAAUAAUGAGCCAAGCUGUAACAGUUAUCUUGAACGUAUAAUUCAGCAGAUGGAAUUUUUUACUUUCAUUUUCAACAAGAGUGACAUUAUAUUUGCCUGUUUCACUUGAGUGAGAUCAUCAAAUUCUGCCUGUAUUCCAUUAUUAAAGAAAAAAAAAGAUGACAAAUCUGUUUUCCGAUCAACACUUUUUAAUUAACGUAUCGCUGUGUAUUCCUUACUUUAUUUAACUGUAGUGUGUAAUGUUUAAGUACAGUAUUGUAGAUGUGUUUUCUAUGUGAAUGCACAUAUACAAAUGUGUGUUUAAGUGUCAUAUCCUUUUCAUUUCCAAGUUUUGGCUCUCAGUCACUGUAUGUAGACACACUCAGAACCACUAUGAGCUCAUUGGGAAAGGGUGAUAGUAAGUAUUAGGUAAACUGUUGCAUAACCAUCGAGUUGUAGUCUGGAAUCAAACUGUAGUAACGUUUAAAUAUUUAGUUGUGGCCAAAUUUUAAACAACUGUAUUUCAAGGAAAGCAGCUUUACUAGUGGAGAGCAGGAAUAUAUCUGUUUGAACCAGUUUUUUUCUUUUAAGGCCAUGUCUUGCAGCAGAUGACUGAAUGUUAUAUAAACUAGGGCAGUGGGAGGUGGGAUACUGCAUCCGUGCUAAUCUUGCUCUUUCUGCAAAGCCUCAGAGCAUUCCUGGCUGCUGCACUGUACUGGCUUUAUGCUAAAGGAGGGGCAGAAGUUGUGAUGCUGUCUCAAAAAGACACACAACCCACUAUUUGCAAAGAAAAGCUGCGUAUCCCAAAAUGCUUUCCCUCCACAUCUGGUUAAGUCCUAAGCUCUUUUAGGCAAUAAGCCUAAGCCCUUUAGUUUGCAAGGGAGAGUUGCUUUUCCUAACUCAUCUUAGUGGUUUUCACACAGGGACACUGCUCCAAUUGCUCUCCAUCAUAAUUUUGGGAGCAGCUGAUACUUACUGUACUCCAGUUCUCACUGAUGUAGUUACUGGGCUACUUGUGCUCCUUGUUCAGCCUAUGAUUGGCCUUUAAUUGUAUAGCCUAAUGCUAUGUUUUCUUUGUCCAAGGAAUAGCACACAUCUUCUCAGAGUCACUCCUGCCAAUUAACUUGUGGUAUACAGAAAUUUAAACAUUCUGUAAUUAGGAAACCAUGGGUUUUGAAGGCUUAUGACGUUUAGGGAUACUAUUUCUGUUGCUUUCUCCAGAGUUUACAAGAUGCUCUUAUAGUAAAGCAACAAGUGCCAUAAAUGUAACCAGACAGGCAAACAGAAUAGCUGGUACAGGCUGCAGAAAUUUAUUUCAGUUGCAUACCAGAAAGCAUCUUCAAUCUAUGAUUCAGGGAAAAAAAAAUCAGAAAAUGUUAGUACUCUUGUCUAAAUACUGAAAAAUCAUAUAUAUAUUGAUGACUGCUAUAUCUUUGUAUGGUAAUUUACUUUAUUAGUGUUUCCUGAUAUAAAAAAUCUCAGCAGGUUGGUAUGGCUUAGUACUCUCAGAUUUGUAUCUUACAGUAAGAGUAUGUAAUUCAUGAUUUUUUCAAAAUAUGUCUUUCUGCAGGCUUUAAAAGGUUUUGCAUCAGACCUUAAUGUAGUAGUAAAUUACUGUAGCAAAUAUCUAAAGAAUAUUGUCAUGGCUGUAUUGUAUAAUGGGCACAAGUUGAGUGGCAUUUGCAGUUUUUAGUUGCAGUGUUUGCUUUUCUGGGAGAGCUUUUGAAUGAAUGUAUUAAUAGUUCCGUGAGGUGUUUUAUUUAAUUACAGUAAAAUAGUCUCAAUUAGACUAGGAAUAAGAUAAUCUGGUUUCAGAGAGGGAGCAUAAUGUGUUUUGAUAGCUCUUUCAUGUUGUUUGAGUUCGGUAGUAUCUCUCUGUACUUUGUUCCCUUCUGUUGAAGGAAGGAUAGGGAUGCUAACUGUGUAAACCUUUUGAUGGGCACGUAUUUUAUGCACACAUUAGUAGUUGGUUCCUUUUCAUGUUAGAUUUUCACAUGUCAUUUGGGGCUUUCUACUGGAAGUACUUCUUCAUAGUUUGUGUUUUGCUUCUCUUGUCUUUCACUUGUAGGGAAUUGUGUGUUUACAUCAUGUCAUGAUGCAAAGCAAGUACAGACCUUGCAAGUAACACAUGAGAAAGUAGUUUUAUAGCAUCAUGUAAAUGCCUUAUCUCUUUAGCUCCAGAAAAGGUGCAUAUGGCUUCCAGUAUGUUGUUUAUAUUCUUAGUGCCCUUUUUUAUUCCAAUGGGCAAAUCUUGUCACUCAACCCACGAGUAAAACAUUUUUAUGAUAAUGUCAAGAAAAGCAUAUUCCUUAUCUCUUGCUAAGAGGAGGGGGAUGAUCAGAAUGAUGAAGUGACUUUCCUUCUCAUGCAGGAGCACGUCCUUCUGUUCUUUUAAUUGUUGACUAUUUAUUUUAGCAAAGAGAGUUGUGUCAUUGACCACAAAUUCUCUUGGAAUUUUGAUUCCUAUUGAGGUUUUCUACAUACAUGGAAGCUUUAAAUGUCUGACUUUGUAGAUUUAUGAGUGAUAUAUCUAGUUGGAAAUGGCUUAUGAUUUAGCAGACAAUAGCAGAGCUUUAUGUGCAUUCUUAUGAUCAGUAAAGUUUUUAAAAUCACACAUUGCAGCUAAGCUCCCACAGAAGAGUGUUCAUAAACUGUGUAUUGCAACUCAAAAAGUAAGUUUUCUUCCUUGUAUAAUGUGCAAGAGAUGCUGUAACAUAUUGUGUACGUGUGUCCUCCAGGCUGCAGUUGUGCUGCCUGAGGAGGAUUUACCAUGCACAGCAGCUUAUCAGGCACCCACAGUAACUCUCUGCUCGGGUCUGUCAGCUCGGUCAUUCAUAUAAUCAAUUAAAAUUACUGAUUUAUGUUAGCAAAGAUUAGUAUUUAGAAUUGAUCAUUAUAAUUUUCAUUGAAAUCGUUUUGUCAUGAAUUAGAGGAGCUUCUCUGUCCCAAGCAGGGAAAGAAUGGUGACAGUUACAGAUGGCUGUUGAAAAUGUGAGACCUGGUGAUUUUUUAAUUAAGCGGCCACAUCCACCUUUGUAUUCUUCAACGGGUCAUGAAUUUAGAAAUACUAUUCUAAUAUUUUACAUUCCGUUAUUGUCAUAUAACCAAAUUUGACUACUGCCUUCCAUCAGAAGCAGCUGUUCUUAAGUUUUAUAGGUUUUGUACUGUCAUAUGUAAAAUAACUUUCAUUAAGGAUUAGGAUUAAUUCUUGUUGAGGAUUCAGCACACCUAUAAUUGAGUUUCCAAGUUUUUCUUACUUUGUUUGUCAUAUUAUUAUGAGGGAUUUUGUUUAGGUUUUGAGGUCUAUCUUUUUCUCCUAUAGUUUUCCCAAGAGUGAAAUGCAGCCAGUAUCCUGUUACUCUGGGGGGGAUCCAAGUGGGAUAAUUCCCUCCACCUCCCCUUGCCCCUGCCGUGCUUUAGGAUGGGGCUGUAACAGCGAGCAGAGUAGGGCAGCCCCAUGCAAAGAUAAUGCUGCCUGGCACUCACUCCGAACUGGUGCAGAUGAGGUGAGGAUUUCAGUAUGAGUUACACCAUGACACUGGCUUUCGGAACGGAUAAACCUGGUGCAUACUGGCUGGCUGGGGUUACCUGCUUCCUAGGCCUGGGU
Molecule: messenger RNA, 7819 nt
Organism: Cuculus canorus (common cuckoo)
Lineage: Eukaryota; Metazoa; Chordata; Aves; Cuculiformes; Cuculidae
Gene: NHLRC2
Product: NHL repeat containing 2
Exons: 11
Coding region: 117-2297 (726 amino acids)
Molecular function (GO): protein binding
Source: RefSeq, a predicted model, not a curated record